Messenger RNA from Debaryomyces tyrocola, 1092 nucleotides. The record is from the annotation of a GenBank genome assembly. NCBI's taxonomy places the organism in Eukaryota, Fungi, Ascomycota, Pichiomycetes, Serinales, Debaryomycetaceae.
AUGUCUGAUACAAUUUCAAUAACCAUUAAGUCUUCAGGGGACACUAAGUAUGAGGUUACAGUAUCACCAACAAUAACAGUUCUCGAAUUAAAGAAUGAAAUCGCAGAUAAGUCAUCCGUUCCAGCAGAUCGCCAGAGAUUGAUUUACUCAGGAAAAGUUUUGAAAGAUACAGAGACAGUUGCAUCGUACAAGGUACAGACUGGACAUACGAUCCAUCUUGUUAAAAGUGCUGGUCCUAAGACAAAUAAUACAGACAACGGAGGAGCCGCCGCCUCCACAGAUGCUACGAGGAACGAGAGCGAAUCGAGCGGUAAUAACAGUGGCGUUCCAUCAAAUAUUGCAGCAGGCCAAGGUUCAUUUAACCCAUUAGCAGAUUUAACUGGGGCACGUUAUGCUGGUUACACCCAAUUGCCUUCAGCAUCAAUGUUUGGGCCAGAUGGGGGUAUGAAUUCCGGUAUGCCAGAUCCAGAACAGAUGUCGGAAAUGAUGUCCAAUCCUAUGUUCCAAGAAAGCAUGAAUGCAAUGUUGUCAAAUCCUCAAAUGUUAGAUUAUAUGAUAAAUCAAUCUCCUCAGUUAAGGGCUAUGGGUCCACAGGCGAGAGAAAUGUUGCAAAGUCCACUUUUCAGACAAAUGAUGUCGAAUCCAGAAAUGAUGAGAUCCAUGAUGCAAAUGGGUAGAGGUGGAGCUGGUGGAGCGGGUGGCUUCCCAGGAUUUGGGGGUCAAGGGGGAGCUGAUGCUUUCCCUGCACCAGGUGCUAACCCUACUGUCGAUUCUAACGCCGAUGCUGAUGCCACUGGUGCCACCAACGAAAACGCAAAUGCAAGUACAAAUGCACCUGCUAAUCCAUUUGCUUCUAUGUUUCCUGGAGGAAUGCCACCAAUGGAUCCGUUCGCUUUACUAGGUGGAGCUGGUGGCGCUGGUGCAGGUCAAGCUGCUCCUCAAGAUAAUCGCCCACCUGAAGAAAGAUACGAAGAGCAAUUAAGGCAAUUAAACGACAUGGGCUUUUUUGACUUUGAUAGAAAUGUUGCUGCUUUGAGAAGAAGUGGAGGCAGUGUUCAAGGGGCUGUUGAAUAUCUUUUGUCAAGUAUUUAG